Messenger RNA from Cylicostephanus goldi, 201 nucleotides. The record is from the annotation of a GenBank genome assembly. Lineage: Eukaryota; Metazoa; Nematoda; Chromadorea; Rhabditida; Strongylidae.
AUGGGAUCAAGUAUGGGGAAAUGUUCCUAUGGUGACGAUCCAUACUACAAGCGGAGACGAAAGACAGAGAUAGGCGACAACUUUUCAAAAGAGUACUCAGAAUACUGGCGAUGUCCUCCGCGGAAAAAGACUUCCGAUACGUUUGUUAUCGAGAGAAACGAGUACACUUUCUCAAAUAGUGCAAUGUGUGAGUGUUAUCAG